AUGCUAGUGUUUAAUGGCACCGUGAACGUUAGGAUUGUAGAAGCGUCCGAUUUGAAACCGACUCUGUGGCGCACAAGGUUUUCUAGUGUUACAUCGCAAAAGGGCUCUCAGCUGUUAGACCCAUACUGUAACGUUGACGUUGAUGAAUAUCUGAUCUACACGACCACUACAAAGACCAGGACUUACAACCCGCGGUGGAACGAACAGGUCAGCACUGUUGUCCACGAUGGGCAGAGCAUCGGUUUCUCCGUAUUCCAUGACUGUGCUAUUCCCCCAGAUGAUUUUGUUGCCAACUGUCGCAUCAUGUUUGAAGAGUUGGUUUCUGACCUCAACGACAUCUGGGUAAGUUUCUAG
Molecule: messenger RNA, 354 nt
Organism: Soboliphyme baturini
Lineage: Eukaryota; Metazoa; Nematoda; Enoplea; Dioctophymatida; Soboliphymatidae
Source: the annotation of a GenBank genome assembly